AUGAACUCCUUUAGAUUUCCCUACACGUCUGUUUACAGUCACAAUAUCUGGCUGAGAGACCACUGCCGAUGUCCGAAAUGUUUCCAUCCAGCUACGAAGCAGCGGUUGCUCGAUACCUUUGAAAUACCAACUGACAUUGCCCCCUUACAUAUCGAGGCCAAGGUUGAGGGACUCGAAGUCACCUGGCCCUCGCAAGACCCGCAUGUGUCCCUGUAUCCCUGGUCCUGGCUUCAACGACAUUCAUACGAUCCUUCGCUAAGUGGCAAAGAUGCCUCGCAGGAAAAAGUAUUGUGGGGUUCCACAAUUCAAAAGUCACCCCCAACAGUUGCUUACGAAGAAGUAAUGGCAAAAGAUGAUCAAGGACUAUUCAAGUGGCUCUCAAAUGUCGACCGAUUUGGAUUCUCGUUUGUGAGUGGUGUGCCCGAAACCCCAGAAGCUACAGAGGCGCUGUCAGAGCGAAUCGGCUUUAUUCGAGAAACACAGUAUGGUCGUUUUUGGGAGAUUACUUCCGACCUUGCCAAAGGCGACACGGCUUAUACGACACUGGCUCUUGGUGCACAUACGGACAACACCUACUUUACGGACCCAUGUGGUUUACAACUUUUCCAUCUUCUUUCUCAUACGGGAGGUACUGGGGGUGCCACGUUACUCGUUGACGGGUUUUAUGUCGCAAACAUUAUGAAGGAACUCCAUCCGGAAGCUUAUGAUUUGCUGUCACGCAUACCCGUUCCAGCUCAUGCAGCUGGUGAAUCUUCCGCAUUGUAUCGGCCCAGUCCGCCUUCGGGCUAUCCUGUCUUAGGACACGACGCGUUCACGGGCGAGCUCACGCAGGUUCGCUGGAACAACGAUGACAGGAGUGUGAUGAGUCAUUUGACCUCGGAUCUUGUUGAGAAAUGGUAUGAUGCUAUCAGGACAUGGAACAAGUGUUUAACAAGUCCAGACUCUCAAUAUUGGGUCCAGUUGCAACCUGGCACAGCAGUCGUUGUGGAUAACCACCGUGUUCUCCAUGGUCGCUCAGCGUUCGAUGGUCGACGCCGUAUGUGCGGAGCGUACAUCGGCGUGGAUGAGUACCGGUCUAAAUUGGCCGUCUUGAGCGAGAAGUUCGCUCCUGAUCCUGUGUUGGUCGCUACUGAGAAGAUUCCUCUUUCGACUGCCAAUGGAAGAAGCAUUUGGAACGCGGCUCUUUGA
Laccaria bicolor S238N-H82 is the source of this 1188-nucleotide messenger RNA. RefSeq lists its product as uncharacterized. Gene Ontology annotation, cellular component: mitochondrion. Lineage: Eukaryota; Fungi; Basidiomycota; Agaricomycetes; Agaricales; Hydnangiaceae. Gene Ontology annotation, biological process: carnitine biosynthetic process. The record is from RefSeq and is a predicted model, not a curated record. The transcript is spliced from 9 exons. Gene Ontology annotation, molecular function: iron ion binding; trimethyllysine dioxygenase activity. Bases 1 to 1188 code for a protein of 395 amino acids.